Messenger RNA from Adineta steineri, 1764 nucleotides. NCBI's taxonomy places the organism in Eukaryota, Metazoa, Rotifera, Eurotatoria, Adinetida, Adinetidae. The record is from the annotation of a GenBank genome assembly.
AUGCCGGGAUAUUUUAUAAACGAGAUAAAUUCAUGUGUAGAUGAUUCACUUACUGGUUAUGUUCGUGCACAUAGUCAUUUGGAAUUAGUAGGUCGAGCUGUUAUUACACGAUCACAAGUUCCAUCAGUAGCUGUUAUUAGUGGAAGUGGCUCUGGUCAUGAACCAGCUACGGUCGGUUUUGUUGGUCGUGGAUUAUUAAGCGCUUGUAUAUCGGGUUCAAUAUUUGCAUCACCACCAUCAUCUGAUAUAUUUCGACUUAUUAUUGAAAUGAAACGUCGUGGUGCUAAACAAAUACUUUUAAUUAUUUUAAAUUACACCGGAGAUCGACUUAAUUUUGGUUUAGCUAUGGAACGUGCUCGAGAAUUAUCUAUUGAUAUUGAUAUGUUAGUUGUAGCUGAUGAUGCUGCUGUUAAUAAUUCUAUUGGACCUCGAGGUUUAGCUGGAUUAUUAUUAGUUAUCAAAAUUGCAGGUGCAUUAGCUGAACAAGGUAAAAAUAUGAGUGAAAUUGUUGAUGUAUGUCAAAAAGUUCGAGGCCAACUUCGUACUAUUGGAUUAUCUGCUUCUGGUAUUCGAGCACCUGGUCAACAACAAGCAUUUGAAUUAUUUGAAGAUGAAAUGGAACUUGGUAUGGGUAUUCAUGGUGAAAGUGGUGUACAAAAAUUAAAACUUUUACCUUCACGACAAGCUAUAGAUCUAGCAUUUGGUCAACUUAUUCGUGGUACACGUGCCUUAGGGGUUAAACGAGAUGAUAAUGUACUUCUACUUGUAAACAAUCUUGGUGGUUGUUCAAAUCUUGAAUUAGGCAUUAUCCUUAAAGAUGCUAUUGAAAAUUUAGAGCAUCGUGCAUUACAUGUUAAACGUGUUAUAUGUGGUGAAUUGAUGACAUCAUUUAAUAUGAAAGGUUUUUCAUUAACAUUACUUAAAUUAACAACAGAUAUGAGUACAACUAUAUUGAAUUUACUUGAUUCACCAACUGAAGCUUUUGCUUGGCCAAAAAUAAUUAGUCCAACACAAUUAUCAACUAGUAUUCAAACAUUAUCAGAUUCACUUGAAUUUAAUGAACAAUUUAGUACACAACUAGUAAUUAAUGAAUCUCAUUUAUUAUUGGAUCCACCUCUUGCUGAAUUAAUUAAUCAAGCAUUACAUGCAGUUGUUAAAAAACUUCAUAAUGAAACAGAUAAACUUAAUCGAUUAGAUGCUGUAUAUGGUGAUGGUGAUACAGGUACAGCAUUCGCUCGAGCAGCUGAUACAAUUGCACAAGAUCUUGCAAAUGAAAAAUUAGCAUUAGAUCGACCAUCAUCACUUUUUCGUCGUCUUGGUCUUAUUGCUGAAAGUCGAAUGGGUGGUACAUGUGGAGCAAUCUGUGGUCUAUUUUUUGCUGCAGUUGCAAAAAAUUUACUAUUAUCUAUUCCAUCGGGUGUAAUAAUGAAUAGUUUCAGUGAUGCAUUUGAAGCUGGUAUACAAUCAGUUGAAUCAUAUGCACGUGUACAACCAGGAGAUAAAAGUUUACUAGAUACACUUAUUCCAACUGUUGAUUUUAUUAAAUCAAAACGUGAACAACACGGUUUUACAUCACAAGAUUGGAAAGAAUUAGCUACAGUUGCUGAAAAAGCUGCAUAUGAUACAAAAAAUCUUAUUGCAAAAGUUGGUCGAGCGUCAUAUACAAAAUCCGUUGAUACACAAGUGAUUGAUCCUGGAGCUUAUGCAGUUUAUAUUAUUCUUCAAGCAAUUAGUGAUGUUUUCGCUAAAGCAACAACUCGUUAA